UCUUCCUCAGGCUGGCUCCUGCACAGGGACCUCUGUCCACCCAUCUGCAAGGACCAGAUGUGCUCCUGAGCCUGGCCAGGCCCUGCCGCGUCAUGUUCAACCCUAUGAAUCCUCCAGUCACCAGCUAUGUUGAGCACUGCUACUUGCGGCCGCUCCAUGGACCAGCACCUGGCACCCCAGGGCCACAAGGACUUGACUUCUCCUUGUGCCAUCAGUCAAACCUCAUGGGCAGUCACCAUGGUUAUGGACUGGUGCCAGGCACCGAACACCCAGGCACUGGUGAUGGCUCACGGUUCUCAACACCCCGUGGUGCAGGCAAGCUGGGCAAGAAGCGGGCACUGUCCAUCUCGCCCCUGUCAGACUCUAGCAUUGACCUGCAGACGGUAAUCCGCACCUCGCCCAACUCACUCGUUGCUUUCAUCAACUCCCUCUGCGCUUCCGCCAGUGGCUCCUCCUGCCACCUCUCCAUCAGCACCAUCAGUCCAUCAUUGGGGUACCAGAGUCCACCGGGUCAGCAGAAAGGCCAAGGGCACCUGUUUGGCCACACUCCCCCACUGCCCCCAUGUAGCUCCCAUGAACAUCUGCCCACCCGUCCAGGACUGCUGCACCAUGCCUCUGCUCGUGGCACCCUGAAACACUGCCAGCUGAAGUUGGAGCGGAGCCUGAGCAGCCCUCUGACAGCCAAAUACCCAGAGGAGAGAUCCGAGGGUGACGUCUCCAGUCCAGCCUCCGCAGGCACCCAGGAUCCCUUGCUGGGGAUGCUUGACGUUCGGGAGGAUCUGGAGAAGGAGGAUGGGAAACCUGAAGCCGAGACUGUCUAUGAAACCAAUUGCUACUGGGACGGAUGUGCCAAGGAAUUUGACACGCAGGAGCAGCUGGUGCAUCACAUCAACAAUGAGCAUAUCCACGGGGAGAAGAAGGAGUUUGUAUGCCACUGGGCAGCCUGUUCCAGGGAGCAGAGGCCUUUCAAGGCUCAGUACAUGUUGGUGGUGCACAUGCGGCGUCACACAGGGGAGAAACCUCACAAGUGCACGUUUGAGGGCUGUAACAAAGCCUACUCACGCCUGGAGAACCUCAAGACACAUCUGCGCUCACACACGGGCGAGAAACCCUAUGUGUGUGAACACGAGGGUUGUAACAAGGCCUUCUCCAAUGCUUCUGACCGAGCCAAGCACCAAAACCGCACCCACUCCAAUGAGAAGCCCUAUGUGUGCAAGAUCCCAGGCUGCACCAAGCGUUACACGGAUCCCAGUUCCCUGCGCAAACACGUGAAAACUGUGCAUGGCCCUGACGCCCAUGUCACCAAGAAGCACCGAGGUGAUGUGGUGCCAGGCCGCGCACUGCUUGCCCCCAGCCUCCCUCCUGACAUGAAGCAGGAGAAAGACACCAAUGGCCCUAGCGAGGCCCGGAAGGAUGACAGCAAACUGUUGGUGCCUGACUUGGCCUUGAAGCCGCAGCCCAGUCCAGGUGGGCAGUCAUCAUGCAGCAGUGACCACUCCCCUCUUGGCAGCACCACCAACAAUGACAGUGGGGUGGAGAUGACCGGCAAUGCAGGCGGGAGCUAUGAGGAUCUGUCCACGUUGGAGGAGGUGGUGCCUGGGGAGCCCAUGGGCACCUCAGGACUCAUGGCCCUCCACAAACUAGAAAAUCUUCGCAUUGACAAAUUGAAGCAGAUGAAGAAGCCAUCAGCUACCAAAGGCCUUAACUUGCCAGCCAUUCCCGGAGCCGGCCUGCCUGGGGAGAUGCCCGGGAUCUGCGUGCCACCCCCAGCUGCCUCACACCGCCGCAUCACAGAGCUGUCGACUGCAGAGCUGGGCUUGCUACCGAACGAGCGCCGGAGCAGUGGCCCCCCACCCACCCCACUACCCAGCAUGGAGCGGGUGGGCAUGGGUGGCCACAGCAGCUUACCUGGGGACCGCUUUGGGCCAGCCGUACCCUCCUUCUUGGCAAAUGGCUCACUGCGAAGGCAUAGCUCCAAUGACUACCCUGGCUAUGCAGGCAGUGUUCAUCCUCACCUGGUGCCAGGGAAUGGUAUGCGACGGGCCAGCGAUCCUGCCCGGACAGUGGCCAACCCCCAUGCUGUGCCCAAGGUGAAUCGUUUUAAGAGCAUGGGUAAUGUGAAUGUGCCAGGAGCAGGCAGAGUUGCCCUGCAGCCCUUGGGUGGUUCUGAUGCCAACCUACAACGCCAUGUCUUCUCCCCACGCCCACCCAGCAUCAGUGAAAAUGUUUUCCUGGAGACUGUGAGCGUGGAGGGCCCUGGCCCAGGCACAGAAUCUGGCUUGCUGGAGAUGGAACAGUACUUGAACUACCCUGCGGACAGCUUCCCAUGCCAGGGGACAGGCAUGGAGCUCCAGGGUGAAGGCCCCUAUGGCAGUGCUCGCCGAACCACGGGGGGUAUGCCAUUGAACCCAGGUGGGCACGGGGAUAUGGAGGAGGGCUUGCUUCAGUCUGAGUUCUCCCUCACUCAGUGCCAGAUGAAUCAGCACUUCAUGAGUAUGUGUGCUGUCAAUGGGACCAUUCCAGCUCCUUGGGAUGAGCCUCCCCAGGGCAACCUGGAGUUGAAUUCUGGGCAGCCGAGUGCUGGUGCCCCCACCACUCCCAUGUCUGGGGGACACUGUCACCAUCACAGUACUCAGUACCCACUACCGAGUGCUUGUGGGCAGCAACCCAAACUCGUGAGCACAUGCCAGGACAGUGGAUUUUCUGGCGGGCACCGGCUCAACCGACUGCAGAUCAAAUCUGAGCAGCAUUAUCCAGCACCUGCCCCAGCGCUUGCUCCCUGCCAGAACGCCAAACCCCCUGGGCCCAUGCAGCCUCCUGCAUCCUUUGGCCAAGCCAUGAAUGUGGGGCCUGGUGGCUACCAGUCUGAGGAGCAGGCACGUGUCAGUUACAUGGGCAUGUUGAGCCCAGCGGGGAGAAGAGCCCAGACCCCCACCCUGCAGGCCAAAGAAGUGAUGGUCCGUAGCUAUGUGCAGGCCCAGCAGGCUCUGAUGUGGGGAGACCAGCUAGCUUCCAAGGGAGGGGAGGCAGGUAUGGGGCUGGGCAGCGAACCUGGACAGUGCCAAGCCAUGCAAGCACCACCGUACCUCAGCCCCAAGUACUCUGGUUAUCAAGACAAACCGGACCACCUGCAGGGUCUGGCAGAAAACCAGCACCUCUUAAGCCCCCCAUGCUUUAGCCCUGACAUGGUGCCACACCCGCCCAAUGGCCCCAAACCACCUGGGCACCAAAACAGUCUGGGCUAUGCAGCCAAUCUUGCAGAGCCAAGCCAUUCCUAUGAGGGGGUGGAAGCCAGCCCCCGGCGCCUACUUCGCUUGCCUCCUGUCCGCUCCGCACCUGAGGGGCCCAAUAAUCCCCUGCUAUAUUACCCAGGCCAGGGUACACACGUGGAGGUGGGCAAAGGUGGGCAUAAGCCUCUGGGUCAAAUGGCAGCAAGCUGCGGGGGUCCUGGGCAUUAUGGUGGAAACUUGGAAGAACUGAAGGGCAGCUCCUAUCCCUACCUGGAUUCGGGGGAGCAGGUGGCCAACAGCUUGGACUCGCUGGACCUGGAGAACACGCACCUUGACUUUGCUGCCAUUGUGGAGGAUUCAGAGGCACCUGCACUGCUACCUGGACCCCCAAGCCCUGCUGGUGGCCUCCUGCUUCCUGCAUCUGGCGGUGCCAACAUGGCUGUGGGUGACAUGAGCUCCAUGCUGAGCACUCUGGCAGGGGAGAGCCAUUUCCUCAACUCCCUGUCCUAA
Messenger RNA from Struthio camelus australis, 3740 nucleotides. NCBI's taxonomy places the organism in Eukaryota, Metazoa, Chordata, Aves, Struthioniformes, Struthionidae. The record is from RefSeq and is a predicted model, not a curated record.